This is a messenger RNA of Penicillium griseofulvum, 525 nucleotides long. RefSeq names its product YbhB/YbcL family Raf kinase inhibitor-like protein. Gene Ontology annotation, biological process: regulation of proteolysis; regulation of Ras protein signal transduction. The record is from RefSeq and is a predicted model, not a curated record. The transcript has 2 exons. Gene Ontology annotation, molecular function: peptidase inhibitor activity; phospholipid binding. Lineage: Eukaryota; Fungi; Ascomycota; Eurotiomycetes; Eurotiales; Aspergillaceae. The coding region runs from base 1 to 525 and encodes 174 amino acids.
AUGCCUUCUGAUAAGCACAUCAAAGCAGCCUUCUCCCUCAUCCAGGACAAAACAAAGGUCCUUGGCUUGUUCAUCGGCAUCCACGAGAUCGUGCAUCCAGGAAUGUGGCUUCCCCGCAAAGAAGCCCAAGAGCUCCCAAUGCUAUCCUUCGCUGGCGCUGACCCCAACAGCACCUACCUUGUUGUGAGCUUGGAUAUUGACGCCCCUUUCCCUGCUUUCAAAGUCUUGAGCCCAAUUCUUCACUGGAUCCAGUCCGAUAUCAAGGUCACUACCGACGGUACACUCCAGUUCGAUGCGCCCUCUGUCGCCAAUUAUAUUGGCCCUGCCCCUCCUCGCAUCAACGCGCCCCACCGUUACCUCUUUUUGCUGUACGAACAACCUGAGGGCUUUGACCUCGCAGCCUAUGCGCCUGCUGGUGGUAAGAAUCUUCGCGCUUUGAACCGCAUGCGCUACGAUCUUGACGCUUGGGCAGACAAGAUCAACCUUGGUCACCCUGUGGCUUUCAACUACUUCACUUGCAACUAG